AUGGGCAAGAAGAGACGUGGUCCCCCGCUCGAAGAGCUUCUGGCUCGUCCGUGGUGUUACUACUGCGAGCGCGACUUCGACGACCUCAAGAUUCUCAUUUCGCACCAGAAGGCCAAGCACUUCAAGUGCGACCGAUGCCCACGCCGAUUGAAUACAGCAGGAGGCCUAUCCGUCCAUCUGAGUCAAGUCCACAAGGAGCAGUUGACUGAAGUGGAAAAUGCGCUUCCCAACCGAAUGGGUCUGGAUGUUGAAAUCUUUGGCAUGGAGGGUAUCCCCGAUGAUGUGCUCAAGGCUCACCAGCAGCGUGUUGCCAUGCAAUUCCAGCAGGCCGAGGUGGAGCGACAAGCCGUGACUGGAAACCCUCCCUCUGGCGCUUCCGCUAACGGACAGCCGGCCAAGAAGCCUAAGCUCGAAGCUGCUUCAGAUCUCAAGAAGCGAUUGGCUGAACACAGGGCCAAACGCGCUGAGGCACUCGCUGGUGGUAGCAGCGGCGAUGUAACCCCCACUAGUGCUGGACAGUCGGCCACUCCAACUGGAUUCUCGCAACCUCCUCAGGCCACUGCCUCUCCCACUCCGGAUCAGCAACAUUCUUUCCCUCCGGCGUUUGGUGGUGCUGCCGCUCCCGCCUUUUCCUAUCCCCAGACCCACGCCGCUCAAUUCCAACCAUAUGCUGCCAAUGGAAGCCCAGCACCCGAGCUGGCUGGUCUGCCUCAGAAUUUCGUGCCCACCGGUUACCCCCAGCCGUUCGCCGCGAUUCCCGGACAGCCAACAACAACUUAUGGGGCUCCCCCAUCCUUCCCUCAGCAACACACACUUCCCGAACAACGACCGAGUGGCUUGCCAGUUGGUUUGCCAGUUGCGUCGAACCUUCCACAGCGUCCUUCCUUUGGUGCACCUACAGUCAACGCACACCAAAUGCAACAGAUGCACAUGGGCCAUGUCCCACAUUCACAGACACCUCCAGCUCACGGAGCAGAUGGAAAUGUCUUCUCCCAGUCUGUUGACGAUUUGAUUUCAGGAGCAGCGAAUGCCGCAACGGCCCCCAAACCGGUGGAGGUUGCUGAAAAGCCAGCCAAGAAGGACAAGUCGAAGCCAUCCGGACACAUGAUUUACUCCCAUGAUACUAUCAGUCCAGAGGAGAGAAUGGCCGAGCUUCCCCGAUAUGCAUUUGUUCCCGACCACGCCACUGAAACCGCCCUCGGUGAGGUUCCCGCCGCCGCAGUUGUCGGGGCCGUUCAAACUUCCGACACAGUGAUGGACCCGGCUCAAUAG
Messenger RNA from Penicillium nucicola, 1272 nucleotides. RefSeq names its product putative C2H2 finger domain protein. The transcript has 3 exons. Lineage: Eukaryota; Fungi; Ascomycota; Eurotiomycetes; Eurotiales; Aspergillaceae. Gene Ontology annotation, molecular function: DNA binding. Bases 1 to 1272 code for a protein of 423 amino acids. The record is from RefSeq and is a predicted model, not a curated record. Gene Ontology annotation, cellular component: nucleus.